UUCAAUUUAAAGUUUAAACACUUAAGUCUAAAUUGUUUGGAGUGUCUUAAAAAAUAGAACCAAUCUGACGAGUCAUAACUUCAAACUAAGUCCAAAGCUGAUCAAAAAACCAAAUUUUAAAACCAUCAAGAAUCCCAAAAAACAAUGAAAUUUUAAAAAACAUUAAAAAUUACAAAACUCAAAAAUAAUGGUUAUGAUGCAAUCUCCAUCACUUUCCGAUUCUGGUCGACCAGAAAGCCCUUCAUCAAAUCCAGAAUCACCAACAAACAACAACAACAAUGUCAACAAACUCGAUCAAAACUCACCGAAAAUAAAUCGCUACGACGAUGACUCAAUAAAAGAUAUAAAGCCAAAAUUUAGUGUCUUGACAGCAAUUAACAAGGAAAAUUCAUCCACAACAAUCAGUCGCAAUAAUAAUUUAGAUCAAAUUUUAUAUCCAAAGCCAACAGAUCGUGAUUUAUUAGAGCCUAGUGCGAAAUUCUCAAUAGAACGUCUCAAGCAAUUGGCAGAUCAGCGACUGAGUCCAUCGAAUAUCGAAAACAGUAGCCUCUCAAACAAUAAAAUCUUUUCAAUUGAUCACAGUGCAAAAUAUCAAAAUAAUGGCAAUGGAUUGAUGUCAAAUUUAUCAGGAUUACCGCUUAAUGUUGACACAAAUAAUCAGCAUCUGGUUCCGGUUUCGACGGUGUUUACAAACCAUCCGACACCUCAUCAUUUGAAUAUCCUUAGCCACAAUAGUCAUUUAAAGUACGGAUUGCUCCCGACCGUCGCUAAUGGUAAUGUUAUUGUCAGCGGUUUACCGAGCAAUAACAAUAAUGCAACGGAAUUAGACAUCGAACGAAUAAAAUUAGCACGAACACUUAAUAAUGGUAAAGAGUUAUCAGAUUUUGGAUUUCGCAUUCAACUUGGCGGUCUGACGACAAAUUAUCCGCACAGUGAAACACACAGCGAUAGCGAGGAAUUGAAUGUUGAUGGUAAUGAGGAUAGUUCACAGGAUGAACAUUCGACAUGUCCAGUGGAUUUAACACGCUCAAUGGAUUCAAAACCGAGUAUUGAUAGUAGUGAAAAGGAGACACCAAAGAGAUUGGCAUUUUCUGUCGAAAACAUAUUAGAUCCAAAUAAGUUUACUGGUAGGAGGCAUUAUGGACAUAGUAUGAAUGGAUUAAGGAUGUGGAAUAGCAUUGAUAGGGAUGAGAAAACUGACGAUGAUCAUAGUGAUGGGCACUCGACCAAAGAUCUAAACGACAUAGACCCAGAUGACAUGUGUGACGACACAAUGGGUAGUGAUAUGGAAGGAAGUGACACAGAUUCAAAAAUGAGUGACUCGAAAAAGAAUGGAGAUGGAAAGUCACAAGGAAAUAACUCAAAACCUCGACGAGCUAGAACCGCAUUUACAUAUGAACAACUGGUAUCACUAGAAAAUAAGUUCAAAACUACACGAUAUCUGUCUGUGUGUGAGCGACUGAAUUUAGCGCUAAGCCUUAGUCUGACUGAAACACAAGUGAAAAUAUGGUUCCAAAACAGACGUACUAAAUGGAAGAAACAAAAUCCAGGAAUGGAUGUAAACAGUCCAACAGUUCCACCACCAUCAAACGCAGGUGCAUUUGGUCCAGGAUAUGCAAGCAGUUUACUAUAUCCACAUGCAGUUCCUUAUCCACCAUAUGGAGCAUAUUUUCAUCCAUUAAACAGCCAUGCUCAUCAUAUUGGACACUCGCACACAUAAUAACAACUACAUCAUCACCAUCAUCAUGCACCUCCUCAUAAGAAAGAGAAAAGUGAGAAGGAUCAGUGAAAAUGACUUAAAUAUUGAUGGUGAUGAACAUUUUAAGAUAAGAAUUUUUUAUUAUUUUGUAAAUAAUGAAAAUAAAUGAACAAUGAAUGAGAGGUAUCCGUUCCAAAGUAGUUUAAUGCAUGAUACACAUCACGUACAUGACAAAUUAAGCAAGUGAAAAAAAUGUAAAUAAGGAAAAGAAGAGCAAGUUUUAAAAUUGAAGAUAAAUAAGAAAUGUGGGUUGAUGUUGAGGAAUUUGAUGGAAAUGUUUGAAUCUCAUGUGCAAUUUUAAGCCAAACUUCCUUAAUCUAAUUCCACAAAAUUGAUCCACAAACACAUAAGUUUGUAAAUAUUGUAAACAAA
Molecule: messenger RNA, 2131 nt
Organism: Chironomus riparius
Lineage: Eukaryota; Metazoa; Arthropoda; Insecta; Diptera; Chironomidae
Source: the annotation of a GenBank genome assembly